This is a messenger RNA of Oldenlandia corymbosa var. corymbosa, 1726 nucleotides long. NCBI's taxonomy places the organism in Eukaryota, Viridiplantae, Streptophyta, Magnoliopsida, Gentianales, Rubiaceae. The record is from the annotation of a GenBank genome assembly.
GAGAAAUGAAAAGCCGACCAGAAUGUGUGAAUAUGAGGACUAAAGUUACAAUUCUACAUGUGUCUGGGUCAAUUAAGUGAAUAUUCUUCACGGUUAGUAGAACUUGUAUUAGUACUUCCGGUCGAGUUCACGUGUGAUUGUGAAACUGCGCAACUGAACCUUCUUAAGCUUAGAACUUCUGGGAUUGCACCGGUACCACUGAAUCAGUAAAUUGAUCAAACUAAAAAUGGCUCAGCUUCCUCAAAUAGCCAUUCUUGGAAGUGGGAUCUUUGUUAAAACUCAAUACAUUCCAAGAUUAGCCGAGAUUUCUGAUCUCUUUGUCCUCAAAGCUAUUUGGAGCCGCUCCGAGGAAUCAGCUAGAAGUGCCGUUGAGGCAGCUAAAAAGUUUUUCCCGGAAGUGGAAUGCAAAUGGGGUGAUGCCGGCCUUGAUGAGAUUAUCAGAGACACUUCCAUCAUUUGGGUUGCCGUGGUUCUUGCCGGGCAGAUUCAGGUGGAUAUGUCAUUGAGGCUGUUGAAAGCAGGAAAGCAUGUCCUGCAAGAGAAACCAGCUGCUGCUUGUGUUGGUGAGGCAGAAACAGGUCUCUCAUCUUAUCAUGCUUUUGGUGCCGACUUGCCAUUUCGACCAAUUUGGGCAGUUGCUGAAAAUUAUCGAUUUGAACCUGCAUUUGUGGAGGGCAGAAAACUAAUGACUGAAGUUGGAGAUAUUAUGAAUAUUCAAGUUAUUGUUGAAGGAUCAAUGAAUAGCUCGAAUCCGUACUUCUCAAAUGCUUGGAGGCGUAACUUGACUGGGGGGUUUAUUCUUGAUAUGGGGGUGCAUUAUAUUGCCGGAUUGAGAAUGCUUGUUGGAAGUGAGGUAACUUCGGUGUCUGCCAUUACUUCUCAUGUAGAUUCGACUUUACCUCCCCCUGAUAACAUCUCAUCUACAUUCCAACUGGAGAAUGGUUGCUCUGGAGUUUUUGUGAUGGUAGUAUCAUCAAGGACACCAAAAAUACUUUGGCGAGUUGUGGGUUUGAAAGGAACUGUUCAAAUUGAGCGAGGAAACAAGGAUGGAAAGCACGGAUACACGGUUAUUCAUUAUACGGCUGAUGGGAAAAGCCAGAGCUUCUUCCACCCAUUUUGUGGAGUUAAUGAAGAACUGAAGACUUUUCUCUCUGAUAUUUCUCAGGCUAAUCUUAAGAAGGAUGGUAGCCACGAAGUUGAGCAUCGCUUGUCAUACGCUGAAGGUGCGAGAGAUGUUGCUAUUUUGGAUGCAAUGCUUGAAUCUGGAAAGAGGCAAGGUGCUCCUGUCCAAGUAAAGAGAUUUUAGUCCAUAGGCGCAUGUAAAGGACAUGAUAUUGAUUUUUGCCUAAUGACAUGAAAGCUUAAGAAACAUCUUUAGGUCAUUAGUUGCCGGAGACUAUAAUCAUUCAAUUAAGAGAAAUUGUUUCAAACAAAAAACUCUGUGUAUCAAAAUCAUUGUCCCAUUUGUUGUACUGGGAUGGAGGGAGUAAAUAAGAAGGAAAACGAAUGACGAGUAUAAUGAAUAAUUCCCCAUAGGGAAGGCAAAAGAUAUCAUACGGACUGAUGCAAGUGGAGAGAAUGCAGGAUAUAGAGAAACUGAAUUGGUCAAAAAGCAACAUUAAAUUCCUUAUAGCUGUGGUUCCUUUUGUUUUUGUUUUUGUUUUUAAAAUAAUUUUACACUUGUUCCCUUCUUUCUUAGUCAAAUUAUGUCAUUUUAGUGUUCCCA